Cryptococcus amylolentus CBS 6039 is the source of this 2091-nucleotide messenger RNA. RefSeq lists its product as hypothetical. The record is from RefSeq and is a predicted model, not a curated record. Gene Ontology annotation, cellular component: cytoplasmic stress granule. NCBI's taxonomy places the organism in Eukaryota, Fungi, Basidiomycota, Tremellomycetes, Tremellales, Cryptococcaceae. The coding region runs from base 1 to 2091 and encodes 696 amino acids. Gene Ontology annotation, biological process: mRNA splicing, via spliceosome. The transcript is spliced from 8 exons. Gene Ontology annotation, molecular function: mRNA binding.
AUGCUCCCCGCCGACACCGAUACCCAACUCCCGGUACCCAUACCUGUCGCUGCCGCAUCGUCCUCGCAAAUACCACCGGACAUUUCGAUUUCACCCGGCGGCCAAUCCUUCAAUACCCCGGCGGCUUAUCUCCCUACCAACCUCUGGUCUUCUGCUGGUAGUCCGACGUAUAGCCAGAUACUCUCGUCUUCUCUUGGCGCUUCAUCGGAGAGUGAUCCGGAUAUUAUGAAACGACCUCUCGACAACGCUAUGCAACCUCUUCUCGAAACCGGCCCCGCCGCCCCCCUCGACAACUUUUCCAAAAAGCCCCGCUACGACGGUAGCAUCGACGCUCCCGGUCCCAACCGCUUCGCGGCCACAACAGCUACCCCCAUGCAGGGGCACUUCAACCCUCACCAGAUGGGUCACCAGCAGCAAGGCAACUUUGGCCAGGCGUCGCCUGCGAUGGGCAUGAGCAUGUUGCAGCAACAAGGAGGCGCGCAGGGCAAUGGCACGCCCUUCGGAGGCAUGGGUAUGGGUUUGGGAGGAUUCGGGAUGGGUUUCCCGUUCGGAAUGGCCAACAUGGGCAUGCAAAACAACUUCCAGGGCCCCAUCGUGUCCCCUUCGAUGAACCCCAACACCAUGACUGGUAACUACGGUCCAGCUGCUGCUGCCGCUGCCGCCGCCGCCGCUGGCAAUAGCACAGGAAGGACCGUCUACGUCGGAAACCUCCCCGCUGAAGCUUCCGUCGACGAACUUCUCAACCUCGUCCGUUUCGGGCCUAUCGAAAACGUCCGCCUCCUCCCCGAGAAAUCUUGCGUCUUCAUCUCUUUCCUAGACGGCUCUACCGCCGCUGCAUUCCACGCCGACGCUUGCGUCAAAAAGCUCGCUCUCCAUGGGCAAGAGCUCAAAAUCGGAUGGGGAAAGCCCAGCGUCGUGCACGCGAAUGUUGCGGCGGCUGUGGCGCAAAGUCAGGCCACGAGGAAUGUAUUUGUGGGCAACCUGGACCCCGAGACGAAUGAGCAGGAUUUGAGAAACGAGUUGAGCAGAUUUGGGCCGAUUGAUCAGGUCAAGAUUGUCAGGGAUAAGAACAUUGGAUUCAUCCACUUUCUGAGUAUCGCGACUGCUAUCAAGGUGGUCACCACUCUGCCUACCGAGCCUAUCUGGGAAGGCAAGCGGGUCAAUUAUGGCAAGGAUCGAUGUGCAUACGUCCCCAAGGCGCAACAAGAUGCCGUCCGCCAAGCCCAAACUCAGGCCAUGAAUGCUAUCGCCGCCCAGCACCAACAAGCCACCGGCUCUCCAUUCCCCCCGUUUUCCCCAAUGUCUGCGGGCUUCAACUCUUUCCCCAAUCCCAACUCUGCCGCCGGUGGAGCCUUCCCUUCGCCCGUAUUCCCUGGUGGCGGUGCUGGCUUUUCGCCAGUGACUCCCGGGUUCGGAGACGCGAGCCAAGUCGGCAACAGGACAGUGUAUCUGGGCAACAUUGCUCCUGAUGUGACUGUCGAGGAGCUUUGUAACCAUGUGCGCGGCGGUAUGUUGCAGCACGUCAGAUAUUUCCCCGACAAGCACAUUGCUUUCAUCACAUUCGUCGACCCCUCCGCUGCUAUGCAGUUCUACCAGAACGCCCAUGCCAGCAAUCUCACCAUCCAACAACGCCGCCUAAAGAUUGGAUGGGGCAAGCCUUCUGGCCCCGUGCCCCCUGCGCUGUUACAGGCUAUCCAGGCUGGUGCUAGUAGAAAUGUGUACAUCGGGCAGAUUGCAGACUUUGAGCUGUUUACCGACGAGAAGCUGAGACAAGAUUUUGGAGAGUUUGGUGAUAUCGACAUGAUCAACUUUUUGGUUGAUAAGGGUGUUGGAUUUGUCAACUUCACUUCCAUCCAGUCUGCCCAGAAGGCCAUCGAAGGUAUCAAGCUCAAGCCUGAAUACUCUACCUUGAGAAUCUCCUUUGGCAAAGACCGAUGCGCCAACCCCCCAAGAACCAAUUUGCCCAACCGCGGCCCUGCGCCCUUUACUCCCAAGGAAGCCGACAAAUCCAUGCCUGCUGUUCAGCCCGAGGACGGUGCUUUAGAAGCAAACAUUUACGAUGACGGGGAUGCUGUUCUCAGCUACGAAUAG